AUGACGAAUCGACUAGUCAAUCCCAAGACCAAAGUCUCACCAUUGACUCACUGGAGAAAAGAGCUCAAUGUUCCUAAUCCAGAACCGGCAUCGAAGCACCUCCGGCCGUGGGGAUCAACUGCCUACGUCCACAUCUCGAGAGCUCAGCGGACACAGGCUCAGAAGGCAGCCCCAAGAGCAUUGAAAGGUACGCUUGUUGGCUAUGAGGGAGACAACGGGCAUAUAUUCAGUCGUCGCCAAGCCGCAAGAGUUCUAUGA
Penicillium coprophilum is the source of this 258-nucleotide messenger RNA. RefSeq lists its product as uncharacterized. The record is from RefSeq and is a predicted model, not a curated record. The transcript has a single exon. Lineage: Eukaryota; Fungi; Ascomycota; Eurotiomycetes; Eurotiales; Aspergillaceae. The coding region runs from base 1 to 258 and encodes 85 amino acids.